Messenger RNA from Abrus precatorius (Indian licorice), 807 nucleotides. RefSeq lists its product as uncharacterized. The transcript has 3 exons. The record is from RefSeq and is a predicted model, not a curated record. The coding region runs from base 1 to 807 and encodes 268 amino acids. Gene Ontology annotation, biological process: proteolysis. Gene Ontology annotation, molecular function: cysteine-type peptidase activity. NCBI's taxonomy places the organism in Eukaryota, Viridiplantae, Streptophyta, Magnoliopsida, Fabales, Fabaceae.
AUGGCUGGGGACUCCUUACAUAAUAUGGCUCUUCCUCCAGAGCAUGGUAAGGUUUCUAUAGAGGUAGUGCAACGACAUGAGGAGGACUCUGCACUGCCUAUCCCAAAUGGAGAAGCAAACCUGUAUUCCCUGAGAGAUGCCAUUGGUACUUAUGUUGCUUGGCAAUUGUCCCUAAUCAUUUUAAGACCCAAGGUAUGUAAACGUGUUUCUUUUCAGGUUGCCCAUUCAUUAGGUAAUGGGUUAGGGAAAGAGACAAGCUACUCAAAAGAGUCCAUUGUUGGUCCAUCUAAUAAAGGUAGCAUUAGUUGUGUGUCAUCGGAGAUUCUUAAGUUGGCAGAAGCCCAAGGUGCUGCAUGCUUGGAUAUGAUGAAGCUGUUUGUGAGAAGUGAUCAAGCCAAUGAUACAGCUACAUUUCAACUGACAAGUGAGCACUGGGGUAAAGAGUUUUGUGACAUUGUGGGGAAGAAAAACAUCAUAGAGGUCAUACGUCGACAUUGGUUGAGUGCCUCUAGCAUUAACCUUUACAUACGAUAUUUGUGUGAAGCUUAUUUGCAUGGGACAAUGGCAAAUAGAUUCUCAUUUAUAUUCAUAAUGGAUGAAGCGCUCAAUCCGAACCCACAUCAACAUAUAGCUGAAAUGUUGAAGCGUCAUAUGGGUGAAGAUCACUUGAUUUUUGCACCUUAUAAUGUUGGGCAACAUUGGGUCUUGGUUGCCAUCAAUACUGCUGACGAGACUAUCUAUUACAUAGACUCUCUACGCAAGCAGCUGAAGAUUAGAACACACAUGCAAAACCUAUUUAAUAAGUAA